Pterocles gutturalis (yellow-throated sandgrouse) is the source of this 2139-nucleotide messenger RNA. It is a transcript of the gene CNKSR2, whose product is annotated as connector enhancer of kinase suppressor of Ras 2. Gene Ontology annotation, cellular component: cytoplasm; membrane. The annotation marks the transcript as partial. Lineage: Eukaryota; Metazoa; Chordata; Aves; Pterocliformes; Pteroclidae. The record is from RefSeq and is a predicted model, not a curated record. The transcript has 13 exons. Gene Ontology annotation, biological process: regulation of signal transduction.
CCUCUUAUUCCUAGAAGUCCUACAAGCAGUGUUGCUACACCAUCCAGCACUAUCAGCACACCUACAAAAAGAGACAGCUCUGCCCUUCAAGAUCUCUACAUACCCCCUCCUCCAACAGAACCUUAUGUUCCAAGGGAUGAAAAGGGAAACCUCCCAUGUGAUGAUGUUGGCAGACAUAUAGUGGGCAAGCCGGUUCAUACAGGAUCCGAAUCUCCAAACUCAUUUCUUGACCAGGAAUAUAGGAAACGCUUUAAUGUGGUUGAAGAAGAUGCAGUUUUAUACUGCUAUGAAUAUGAGAAAGGAAGAACAAGUGGUCCUGGAAGGAGAGAGAGCACACCGACAUAUGGGAAACUGAGGCCUAUUUCUAUGCCAGUAGAAUAUAACUGGGUGGGGGAUUAUGAAGACCCCAAUAAAAUAAAAAGAGAUAGUAGGAGAGAAAAUUCAUUGCUUCGCUAUAUGAGCAAUGAGAAAAUAGGUCAAGAAGACUACAUGUUUCAAAGGAAUAGCAAAAAGGAUACUGGGAAAAAGUCCAAAAAGAAGGGAGACAAGAGUAGUAGUCCAAGUCAUUACUCACUGUUGCCUAGUUUACAAAUGGACUCAUUGAGACAAGAAGUCAUGGGCACACCUGGACCAGAAACUGCUUUGUACCACACAUUUCAGCAGUCUUCUCUACAGCAGAAAAGUAAAAAGAAGAACAAAGCUCCUAUUCCUGGUAAAAGCAAAAGACGGAUCUCAUGUAAAGAUCUCGGUCGAGGGGACUGUGAAGGCUGGCUUUGGAAGAAGAAAGAUGCCAAGAGUUAUUUCUCCCAGAAGUGGAAGAAAUACUGGUUUGUCCUGAAGGAUACAUCUCUAUACUGGUAUAUCAAUGAAGAGGAUGAAAAAGCAGAAGGAUUCAUCAGUCUACCUGAAUUUAAAAUCGACAGAGCCAGUGAAUGCCGCAAGAAAUAUGCAUUCAAAGCUUGCCAUCCUAAGAUCAAAAGUUUUUAUUUUGCUGCUGAACAUCUAGAUGAUAUGAACAGAUGGCUAAACAGAAUUAACAUGCUUGCUGCUGGCUAUGCAGAAAGAGAGAGGAUCAAACAAGAGCAAGAUUACUGGAGUGAGAGUGAUAAGGAAGAAGCUGACACUCCAUCGACACCCAAACAAGACAGCCCACCACCCCCGUACGACACAUACCCACGACCUCCUUCAAUGAGCUGCACAAGCCCUUAUGUGGAGCCAAAACACAGCCGACUCUCAUCCACGGAGACCUCCCAGUCGCAGUCCUCACACGAGGAGUUUCGCCCAGAGGCGGCGGGGAGUGCCACUGACUCACCCGUGCGCAAGACAGCAAGCCAGCGGCGCUCCUGGCAGGACCUCAUAGAGACGCCACUGACGAGCUCAGGACUCCACUACCUGCAGACGCUGCCGCUGGAGGACUCUGUGUUCUCCGAAGCGGCCGUGGUCUCCCCCGAGCACCGGCGGCAGUCGACCUUGCCCACCCAGAAGUGCCACCUGCAAGAUCACUAUGGCCCCUUCCCCCUCGUGGAAGGUGAGCGGAUGCAAGUGCUGAAUGGGAAUGGGGGAAAGCCCCGAAGUUUCACUCUGCCUCGGGAUAGCGGCUUCAACCACUGCUGCCAGAGCCUUUCUGUUGGUGCUGCUGAUCACCAUGAAGAAGUGCAGCAGAAGGAGGUGGAGGAGGAGGAGGAAGAGGAAGGCAAAGCAGCAGAAGAAAACCAGGAAGAUAAAAUUGAAACUAUAGAGGAAAAAACAGCAGACUCCUUGCAAGAUUUGUACAGAGCCUUGGAGCAGGCCAGCCUAUCUCCUUUAGGAGAACACCGGAUUUCCACUAAGCUGGAGUAUAAGAAAUCUUUUAUAAAGAGAUGUAGCGAUCCAGUAGUCAAUGAAAAACUGCACCAGCUGCGAAUUCUGAAAAGCACUUUAAAGGCCAGGGAAGGAGAAGUAGCCAUUAUAGAUAAAGUUCUGGAUAAUCCAGCUUUGACAUCUAGAGACUUUCAAGAAUGGAAACAAAUGUACCUUGAUCUCUUCAUGGACAUCUAUCAAAGCAGCACCCGGAGGGACUCUGUUAAUGGCUCAUCUGAGGUUGAUGCACUGAUAGCCUCCUUAGCGCACACUCACUCUUACAUUGAAACACAUGUAUAA